AUGAGGUCGGUCAACCUCAUUGCGCUCUUCGUGGCCAUUUCGCCGUUCUCCGUCAUUGGUUUACUCCAAGUGUCUGGCCUGUCACUCAUGACGUCGCCCAGCUCCACCGAACGGGAGUCUACGGAAGUCUUGGAGAUCAAUGCGAGGGAGGAAAACCGCGCUAUCUUGCUACCUACUGAUCUUCGGGAGUAUUUCCGGAAAUUCUUAAAUGGGGCGUGGUUGAAGGAUCUCUGGGCGAAGAUCAAGGGCAGAACACCCGUCGGUGUAUCUGGCAAGGAGCUGAAGGGUCCCAAAGCGCAGGCUAAGGCCGUGGUUUCCGUCACUGAAGCCAAAAUGGCGCUGAAAUUGGAGACGCUUGAGAAAAACCUGAAGGAGCUCCUGGAGGUGUUCGAGCCGAAACGAGUCGGCGCAGAGAUGGAAGAGCUCCGCAAGAAACUGGAGAAGCUCGAGGCAGCCCAGCUCCUGACACCUCUCGACAAAGACCACGUAGCGGAGAAACUAAAAAAGGUCGAGUCCGAGAUAGCAAAGCUUGCAUCUCGUCAAGAUCACACGACACCAGUCGAUCAAGGUGUCAUAACGAAGAAGAUCGAAAAGCUCGUGAAAACGGUGGGAGCGCUCGAAAAGAAUGGCGACACAUCCGCUGCGGAGCUGAAGGAGCUCAAGGGGAAUCUGCUGAAGUUAAAGAACACGCUCGAAGACUUGGAAAUCGUCGAUGAAGCUCGUGCGAAGAUGGCUGAUCUCAAGGCGAAGCUCCAGAACGUAGCAAACGUCGGUGAUGCUUUUGUGAAAACAGGUUUGCACAAGAUGCUUUCCGUUAAAAUACCUGGAGGUGGUACAAAGGAUUUCGCUCUCCGUUUCUUUCGAAGUUCUGAGUUCCGGGCCAUGCGCGACCAUUAUUCAUCGAAAAGUGCUGUAGCAUUAAAUAAGUCCAUCUUAUUGAAUCUGGUGCGUGAAAAGAGCCCGCACGAAGUGACUUUAAUGCUGUCUGCGGCGCGACAAUAUGGGGGUGAAAGGGUCAGGGGGUAUGCGGAAGCGUUGGAGGAGGCGCAGUUCGAAAACUGGGUAAAUGAUGGGUUGACGAAGGAAACCAUAGCCGCGGAUAUCAUUGUUGAAAAUGAGGCAAAAUUGCAGCCCGAAGAAAAAAAGCUGUUGCUAGGCGUCGUGGGUAGGUUUGGAGAGUUCCCCAAAACAAAGUUUUUGCCUGUAAAGCAAUAG
Molecule: messenger RNA, 1215 nt
Organism: Peronospora matthiolae
Lineage: Eukaryota; Oomycota; Peronosporomycetes; Peronosporales; Peronosporaceae
Source: the annotation of a GenBank genome assembly